This is a messenger RNA of Rhododendron vialii, 4468 nucleotides long. RefSeq lists its product as uncharacterized. The record is from RefSeq and is a predicted model, not a curated record. Gene Ontology annotation, cellular component: endoplasmic reticulum membrane. Bases 304 to 3915 code for a protein of 1203 amino acids. Gene Ontology annotation, molecular function: carbohydrate binding. Lineage: Eukaryota; Viridiplantae; Streptophyta; Magnoliopsida; Ericales; Ericaceae. The transcript is spliced from 27 exons.
CAAGGUAACAGUGGGCCUCUUGAUGUAGCCAUAUCAGGCAUGAACGCUUUCCAGCGGGGUUGGACCUCCAGGGCAACACGACAACGUUUUAAUACAGACCCGGUACACCCAUAAACCCUCGGUUCCCCAAGCCCAACUCCAAGAAAGAGAAACACUAGUCAUGUCGUAGUAUAUCGUAUUACGAGUAGUGGAAUAGUAUUUUCUGAUCUGAAAUCUGGAGUACGUAAUUGCAAGAUCUGCGAUGCGAUAGCAGCAGCAUCUUGUCUUGCUGAAGGAAGUUAGCUAAGUAGCAUCAUACGAUCAAUGGCGUUCAACAAUUACUAUUACUUGGUUACGAGCUUCUUCUUGUUCAUAAUCACUGCAACUACACACGCUACUGCUGAUUUGAUUCAAGGCUGCGGUGGAUUUGUUGAGGCGAGUUCGUCUCUGAUCAAAUCAAGGAAGCCAACUGAUGCUAAAUUGGAUUACUCUCAUAUCACGGUUGAGCUUCGCACGGUGGAUGGAUUGGUGAAGGACAGAACCCAGUGUGCUCCAAAUGGUUACUACUUCAUUCCAGUUUAUGACAAGGGUUCCUUUGUAAUUAAAAUCAGGGGACCGGAAGGAUGGUCAUGGGAUCCAGAUCAAGUUCCUGUUGUUGUUGAUCACACUGGUUGCAAUGCCAAUGAAGAUAUAAAUUUCAGAUUCACUGGGUUCACUGUGUCUGGAAACGUUGGGGGAGCUGUUGGUGGAGAGAGCUGUCGAAACAGAAAUGGAGGUCCAUCAAACGUAAACAUUGAGCUUUUAUAUUCGACAGGCGAUCUUAUAUCAUCUGUUUUAACAUCCGCAACAGGAAGUUACUCAUUCACUAACAUUAUCCCAGGAAAGUACAAACUACGUGCUUCACGUUCUGAUUUGAAUGUAGAACAUAGAGGUUCCAUGGAGGUGGAACUCGGUUUUGGAAAUGGUUUGGUUGAGGACCUUUUCUUUGUCUCUGGUUAUGAUAUUCGUGGAUCUGUAGUUGCUCAGGGAAAUCCCAUCUUGGGAGUUCACAUUUAUUUAUACUCGAGUGAUGUCUCCAGUUUGGAGUGUCCCCAGGGCCCUGGCAAUGCCCCUGGACAAAGAAAACCUCUCUGUCAUGCUGUGUCUGACGAAGAGGGAAUGUUUACGUUUAAGUCAGUACCCUGUGGGGUUUAUGAGCUUAUACCAUACUACAAGGGUGAGAAUACCGUUUUUGAUGUUUCACCUCCCUCGAUGUCAGUGUCUGUUGAGCAUGAUCAUGCAACAGUUCUUCCAAAGUUUCAGGUCACUGGAUUUUCUGUUGGGGGUCGUGUAGUGGAUGGGAAUGGUUUCGGUGUGGAUGGUGUGAGAAUUAUAGUUGAUGGUCAUGAAAGGUGUAUAACUGACAAAGAGGGAUAUUACAAGCUUGACCAGGUUACCUCUAGUCGUUACACGAUAGAAGCAAAGAAGGAGCAUUACAAGUUUGACAAACUGAAGGACUUCAUGGUUUUGCCCAACAUGGCUUCAGUAGUAGAUAUUAAAGCUGUCUCCUAUGAUGUCUGUGGCGUUGUUCAGAUGGUUAGUUUGGGCUACAAAGCAAAGGUAGCCUUGACUCAUGGACCAGAGAACGUUAAGCCUCAUGUUAAGCAGACUGAUGAGAGUGGUAAUAUCUGCUUUGAGGUUCCACCUGGUGAAUAUCGCUUGUCUGCUUUGGCUGCCAAACCUGAGAGUGCACCUGAACUUCUGUUUUUGCCACGUCAUGUUGACGUCUUGGUGAACAGUCCUGUUCUGAAUGUUGAGUUUUAUCAGGCACAGGUGAAUGUUCUUGGGGAAGUAUUGUGCAAGGAGAAAUGUGGCUCGUCUGUUUCUGUAACACUUGUAUGGUUGGGUGGCAGAAGUAGAGAAGAGAGAGAGCCAGUUUAUUUGACUGAUGAGAGUAGUGCGUUUUUGUUUACCAAUGUUUUGCCUGGCAAAUACAGGCUUGAGGUGAAGCACACUUAUCCUGGAAAAGAGUUAGGAGAAGACAAGUGGUGCUGGGAGCAGCGUUUUAUCGAUAUAGAUGUUGCCACAGACGAUGUAAAAGGGAUUACUUUUGUGCAGAAGGGUUACUGGGUGAAUGCAAUUUCUACCCAUAAUGUAGAUGCCUACAUGACUCAACCUGAUGGUUCUACUGUGAAUCUGAACAUUAAGAGAGGUUCCCAGCAAAUAUGUGUGGAAUCUCCUGGAGUGCAUGAACUUCAGUUUGUUAACUCAUGCAUUUUCUUUGGAAGCUCAUCUACAAAAAUUGACACGUCAAACCCAUUGCCUAUCCAUUUAAAAGGAGAGAGGUACCUCCUCACAGGGCAAAUCCAUGUUGAUUCAAGCUCGCUUAGUGGUGUGGAUGAAUUACCUGAAAAUAUUCUGGUGGGCAUACUAGAUAGUGAGGGUACUCUUCUGAAUGGUACUUCUGCCAGACUUGUACCUGCUGAAAAUGAUAAAGCUAGUGCUGCUGUAUUUGAGUAUUCAGUUUGGGCUAAUCCUGGAGAAAAACUUACUUUCGCUCCUCAGGACUCAAGGGAAAAGGCUCAGAAACAAAUCUUGUUUUAUCCUAGACAACAUGUUGUGUCAGUGAUACAAGAUGGUUGCCAAGCUUCAGUUCCCAUAUUUUCCGGUCGACCUGGGAUGUACAUCAAAGGAUCAGUUUCUCCACCCCUUUCUGGUGUUUAUGUGAGAGUUAUUGCUGCAGGGGACAGCCGCUAUGUCCCACUUAAGAAAGGUGAUGUAGCUCUUGAAACUGUGACAGGAACAGAAGGUUUCUAUAUUGGAGGACCUCUCUAUGACGAUAUAAGUUACAGCAUUGAGGCUUCAAAGCCUGGCUAUUAUGUAAAACCUGUUGGGCCUCACUCCUUUUCGUGCCAGAAGCUUGGUCAAAUUUCUGUACACAUAUACUCUAAAGAAGACGUGAAAGAACCUUUUCCUUCCGUCCUGUUGUCAUUGAGCGGUGAAGAUGGUUAUAGGAACAACUCAAUAACUGCGGCUGGUGGAAUUUUCCUAUUUGAUAACUUAUUUCCUGGGAGUUUCUAUCUCCGUCCUCUCCUAAAGGAAUAUGCUUUCUCACCUCCAGCACAAGCAAUUGAUCUUGGUUCUGGGGAGGCUAAGGAAAUCAUCUUUCAGGCCACACGUGUUGCUUACAGCGCUAUGGGCAUGGUUACUCUCUUGUCUGGCCAGCCAAAAGAAGGUGUUUCAGUGGAAGCCCGCUCGGAGUCAAAAGGUUUUUACGAGGAGACAGUAACCGAUUCAUCAGGGAAUUAUCGUCUGAGAGGACUCCAUCCAGAUACAACCUAUAUCGUAAAAGUAGCGGAAAAGGGUGACCUCAAAAGCACUAGAAUUGAACGCACAUCUCCAGAAUCUGUUUCUGUCAAGGUUGGAUCUGAUGAUAUCAAGGGGUUGGAUUUUCUGGUAUUUGAGCAGCCAGAAUUGACCAUUCUUAGCGGCCACGUUGAGGGGAAGAGGAUUGAUGAGCUACAUUCACAUCUUCGGGUGGAAAUAAAAUCAGCUAAUGAUCCAUCCAAGAUUGAAUCCGUCUUCCCAUUGCCACUUUCAAAUUUCUUCCAGGUGAAGGACUUGCCGAGGGCUAAGCACCUUCUGCAGCUAAGAUCUGCUCUCCCAUCAGCCACCCAUAAAUUUGAAUCUGAUGUUAUCGAGGUUGAUUUGGAGAAACAUACUCAAAUUCACGUUGGCCCAAUUAGAUAUAGAGUCGAAGAGGAUUUCCACAAACAGGAACUGACAACAGCUCCGGUAUAUCCUCUUAUCGCUGGAGUUUCAGUGAUUGCUCUUUUUAUCUGUAUGCCAAGGUUAAAAGACUUGUACCAAGCAACAAUGGGAGUGUACGUCUCAAGUUCCAAUGCAAAUGGAAGGAAAGAAGUUAGAAAGCCAGUGAUCAGAAAGAAGACUUACUGAAGACCUUCUGCAUACUCAUAUGGACUUACGAGGUAAUUUUGGGCUUACAACCAGUUUUACGUUUUCCAGAUCAAGUUUUGGCGCAGGACGAGGUUUUCAUAGGCAGGAGCUUUUGUAGCUUAGCAUCUGGAUUAUUCUCACGACCAACUUUAGUAGUUGCUUGGCGGCGGCAGCUUUCCAGUUCUCCUAUUCCAUUCUCCCUUUGUGGUUUUACUGUGGUAUUAAUUCAUAAUUUUACCAAGGUAAUCCAACAGCAUGGGUGUAGGGCCUGUGGGCCGUGCUCACCUGUCCUGACGACUAAUGAGUUUUAGAGUCACAGCUUUGUGGAAGCCCCAUUACCCUAAUUGUCUUGGGCUGAUUGCCAUAUAUCGUACAACGUACGUCUUCAUCUUUCUUCAUGUUCUUGUAGUGAGGCAAGUACUUUGCAAAUGUUUAGUGAUUGAAAUUUGAAUUAAAGAGUAGAGCCUUCUUUGAUUUAGUAAAAAUGUAUUUAAGCUUAAUAAUACAAGUUUGAGUAAAGAAGUGGAGAAGAAUUUUGAGGUUUUUCUUUUAA